AAAUCAUCGAAACGAUGGCGUUUCACAACGAUCAUCUCUCUCAAGACCUCUCUUUCAAUCAUUUAACCAACCAAGACGGACCUCCUCCGCAACAGCAACAUUUCCACGACGCGCCACAACCUCCUAACUUGCUCAACACGGCUCUUCUCCGCUCAGACAACCUCCACACGUCAACCGCCGCAAGCACCUCCGACUCUCCUCCCUCCGCCGCCACCACCGUCGCAGCUAAUCAGUGGCUUUCCCGUUCCUCCUCUUUCCUCCAACGUACCGGAAACAACAACAACGCCAGCGCCGCCGUUGUCGGAGACGUCAUCGACGAAGGAGGAGCAGAAACGAUGAUCGGCGAAGAGAAGAAGAACGACGGAGGAGGAGGAGGAGCGGCGGCGGCGGAGGAGGGAGUAGUGAGCUGGGAGAAUGCGAGGCAAAAGGCGGAGAUACUAUCCCAUCCGCUAUACGAGCAGCUUUUGUCGGCGCACGUCGCGUGUCUGAGAAUCGCGACGCCGGUUGAUCAGCUUCCGAGGAUCGACGCGCAGCUUGCUCAGUCACAUAACGUCGUCGCGAAGUACUCUGCUUUAGGAGCCGGACAAGAACUCGACAAAGAGCUUCACCAGUUCAUGACGCAUUAUGUUUUGCUUUUGUGUUCUUUCAAAGAGCAAUUACAACAACACGUGCGUGUUCAUGCAAUGGAAGCUGUGAUGGCUUGUUGGGAGAUUGAGCAGUCUCUUCAAAGCUUAACAGGUGUGUCUCCUGGAGAAGGUAUGGGAGCAACAAUGUCAGAUGAUGAAGAUGGACAAGUAGAGAGUGAUGCUAAUAUGUUUGAUGGAGGAGGCUUAGUAGAUGUAUUGGGGUUUGGUCCUCUGGUUCCUACUGAGAGCGAGAGAUCUUUAAUGGAGCGAGUUAGACAAGAACUCAAACAUGAGCUCAAACAGGGUUACAAGGAGAAAAUAGUAGACAUAAGAGAGGAGAUACUGAGGAAGAGAAGAGCUGGGAAAUUACCAGGAGACACCACUUCUGUUCUCAAAGCAUGGUGGCAAUCUCAUUCCAAAUGGCCUUACCCUACUGAGGAAGAUAAGGCGAGGUUGGUGCAGGAGACAGGUUUACAGCUAAAGCAGAUAAACAAUUGGUUCAUUAAUCAGAGGAAGAGGAAUUGGCACAGCAAUCCAUCUUCUUCCUCUGUCUUGAAGAACAAACGCAAAAGCAAUACAGGUGACAGUGGCGGAAGAGAGCGUUUCACGUAGAAAGAACAAAAUUUAUGGAGUGAAUUGGGGAGCUGGAUUGAGCAGAUUUAGGGGUUAAAGUUGGGGCUAUACAGGAGAGGGGACAGAGUAUUAGAAAGCAACUUUUUGUGAAAUUACAACAUAGUAAAUAGUUUGGUUUUGUGAUGCCAUAUAUUUAUUAGUACACAGACCAAAGAUGAAAAAAAGAAGAUUCAGGCUUUUUUGUUUGAUGUUUCUUUUUUCAAUUGGGAUAGUUUGUAUGCAUGAGUUUUUAUUAUGGAACCAUCAUCAGCAUGGUAUCUUGUGAAUAAGACAGUGAGUGGAGGGCAUUGGGAUACACAGUUUCCAUAUAAAUAAAACAUCUCCUUAC
This is a messenger RNA of Eruca vesicaria subsp. sativa (arugula), 1587 nucleotides long. The record is from the annotation of a GenBank genome assembly. Lineage: Eukaryota; Viridiplantae; Streptophyta; Magnoliopsida; Brassicales; Brassicaceae.